Diabrotica virgifera virgifera (western corn rootworm) is the source of this 798-nucleotide messenger RNA. RefSeq names its product glutathione S-transferase-like. The record is from RefSeq and is a predicted model, not a curated record. Gene Ontology annotation, molecular function: glutathione transferase activity. The coding region runs from base 122 to 757 and encodes 211 amino acids. Gene Ontology annotation, biological process: glutathione metabolic process. Lineage: Eukaryota; Metazoa; Arthropoda; Insecta; Coleoptera; Chrysomelidae. The transcript is spliced from 4 exons.
GUUACAUAAAGUGUUAAUCACGAAAUUGUAUAAAAACACUUUAUACCGGUGUUUCGUUUAAUUUGAAUCGCAGCUGCGGUAGUUUUUUGAACAAAUUCGGGGACAAAUUUAGUUUUCUAAAAUGGCACAUACAUAUAAACUUAUAUAUUUUGACGUCCCCGGAAAGGGUGAAGCAAUUAGAAUGAUCUUAAGCUAUGGAGAAAUUCCAUUUGAGGACAAACGCAUCCAGAUGGGGGAUUGGCCAAAACUUAAACCAACUACCCCUCUUGGACAACUUCCCUUGUUAGAGGUCGAUGGUAAAGCAAUCCCUCAAAGUACUGCAAUCUGCAGGUACUUGGCAUCAAUAGUAAAACUAGAUGGCAAAGAUGCAAAAGAAAAUCUUGCUCUAGAUGUUGCACUAGAAACUCUUUUUGAUUUACAAAAAAUGAACGGCGAAAUAAAGUAUGAACAAGACGCCGCUAAAAAAAAGGAAAAACUUGAAAAAUUAUUACAACAAGGAUUACCUCUGUAUUUUGGAAAACUAGACGAAUAUGCUAAGAAACACAAUGGUUACAUAGCUUUUGAAAGGUUGUCAUGGGCUGAUAUUUUAUUCGUUUGUGUAUAUGAAGCAUUAGUCAAUCUUGCAGGUAAGGAGGCUGUAGCUUCUUACCCUAGUUUACAGCAAGUUAAGAAGAAUGUUCUAGCAACAAAAGGUAUUAAUAAAUGGAUUAAAAAUAGACCAGCAGUGGAGGGAUACGAUUUGAAACAAGAUCUUUAAGAUUUUUUUAUAUAUUUUUAUUUAAUAAAUAAUUAUUAUUA